Molecule: messenger RNA, 4731 nt
Organism: Girardinichthys multiradiatus
Lineage: Eukaryota; Metazoa; Chordata; Actinopteri; Cyprinodontiformes; Goodeidae
Gene: kdm4aa
Product: lysine (K)-specific demethylase 4A, genome duplicate a
Exons: 22
Coding region: 159-3296 (1045 amino acids)
Biological process (GO): chromatin remodeling
Cellular component (GO): nucleus
Molecular function (GO): histone H3K36 demethylase activity; histone H3K9 demethylase activity
Source: RefSeq, a predicted model, not a curated record
AAACAAGCACGCACUGAGCAUGCGUGAAGGGAAUAAUGGAGGACUGUCUGUGGUAACCGAAAAGAUCCAAUUUGUUUCUACUUAGUUUCUCGCGCUCUGAGGAAGAAAUCCACUUCUCUACCCAUCAGUGUGUUCAAUGUGCUACUUGGAAUGCCAAGAUGACUACAGACACUUUAGCCCAAACUGCUGAUUUCGGAGUAACAACGUUCACCCCUUGCAAAGCAGAUUUCAAGGACUUUGUUCGGUAUGUUGCCUUCAUGGAGUCACAAGGAGCACACAGAGCUGGGAUGGCCAAAAUCAUUCCACCUAAAGGCUGGAGACCAACAAGUACGUAUGAUGACAUCAAUGACCUGCUGAUUCCUGCUCCAAUCCAGCAGGUGGUGACUGGCCAGUCAGGAUUGUUUACCCAGUACAACAUCCAGAAGAAACCAAUGACUGUGUUUGAGUUUCAAAAGACCUCCAACUUGGAUAAGUUUUGCAGUCCUAGACAUGUGGAUUUUGAUGAGCUGGAAAGGAAGUUUUGGAAAAACUUGACCUUUAACCCUCCACUAUAUGGAGCUGAUGUCAGUGGGACACUCUUUGAUUCAGAUGUGUCUGAGUGGAACAUGACCCAUCUCAACACAAUCCUGGACACUCUGGAUAAUGAGAGUGGAAUGAAGAUAAAAGGAGUUACCAGCCCAUGCCUGCAUUUUGGGAUGUGGAAGAGUGCAUUUGCUUGGCACACAGAGGACAUGAAUCUUUACAGCAUUAGCUACCUGCACUACGGCGAGCCAAAGUCAUGGUAUGUUGUCCCACCAGAGCAUGGCAGAAGACUGGAGCGGCUUGCUAAAGGUUUCUUUCCUGGGAAUGCUCAGAACUGUGAAGCUUUCUUGCGGCACAAGAUGACUUUAAUUUCACCCUCAAUCCUUAAAAAAUAUGGUAUACAAUAUGAGAAGGUCACUCAGGAAGCUGGACAGUUCAUUGUGACGUUCCCAUUUGCCUAUCAUUCUGGUUUCAACCAUGGUUUCAACUGUGCUGAGUCCACCAACUUUGCUACACAGCGAUGGAUUGAUUAUGGAAAACAAGCUAAAUUGUGUUCUUGUCGUCAAGAUAUGGUGAAGAUAUCAAUGGAUGUGUUUGUACGCAAGUUUCAGCCUGACCGUUACAAAUUGUGGAAAGCAGGGAAAGACAACGCUCCAAUCGACCACUUCAAACCAACUCCAGAGGCUGGCGAGUUCCUCAGAAAAGAAAACAGCAAGCCCUCUAAAGGGAUUUCCAGAGAAGUAUCGUCUGAGGAGCAAACUUCUCCUGACCAGAAGGACAAAAGCUCAAAUCCUCAAAGUGGGGAAAAACAUCCACUUGAAGCUGUUCAGACGUCUAAAGGAGACAGAUGUGAUGUGACAGUCAAGGAGGAGAUGGAGCCGAAGAAACCCAAACCAUCCAUCAAGAAUUCUCCCAAAAAAAUCACAGCCCCCCCAGUACAACCCAAACCAGAACAUCAGCUGGAAAAGCACACGAAGCCACAACCUAAAUACUGCUCUAAAACCAACAACAAGAAAACGUCAAACAGACAAAGUCCUGCAAAAAAGGAGAGGAACAGUGGACCGGCUAUAAAUACGGGUCAUUUUGAGCCUGUUGGAAGAACUGCAAUGGUUUGUGAUGCAGAGGAGGCAGAAGGCAGUGUGGAGCAUAGAGUGGAAACCAGUGGCAUCCCAGUGCACAAGGUGUUUCAGAGAACACUCAGUUCUGCUGAUGUCCUACAUGUUCAUAGCUAUGCCAAAGGAGACUAUGGAGACGAAAUCCUGGUGCAGGAGGAAGGACGGACCCUAAAUAGUGAUAAUAAGAAGGAAGACCUCAAACAUAUCAGCAGAGAACAGGUGGGAGAAGUGUUCGCUCCCAGUGGAGAGCUAGAAAACCACCUGGAGCAGCUGCCACACCCCCAACACAGAAAGGAUGGCAUCAGUGAAAAAGAUGCUUUGGAGGGGCUUCCCCCAGCAGAGGCAGGUAGUUUCGACGGGGACAGCUGGGCUGAACCUCUGGCCCAUUUGUGGCAGAGCAGUCCUCCCAAUCUCCAGAAAGAGAGGGAAUAUAACCAGCGCAUGGGCUCUAAACCGCCAUACUGCUCUAUCUGUAUGCUCUUUCAGGCAUAUCAGCAGACUGACUGUGCCAGCAGUGGGGACAGUCCUGUCAUGAGCGCUGGUGGAUGCAUGCGGACCAAACCUCUUAUCCCAGAAAUGUGUUUCACCAUCACUACAGAAGAAGACUCAGAGAGUGAAAAACAACCUACUGCACCUUAUUUAGAGGGCGAUGGAACCAGCCUCCUCAUCAGCUGCUUCCAGUGCAGUGUUUGGGUUCACACCAGCUGUUACGGUGUGAACCCAGCCAUUGUGAGCACAGAGUGGAAAUGUGCACGAUGUAGGGCCAAUGCCAUGAAUGAGAGUUGCUGUCUCUGUUUGCUAAGAGGUGGAGCCUUACACAAAACCACCAAUGACAAGUGGGUACACGUCUUGUGUGCUGUAGCAGUGAUGGAGGCACGUUUCGUCAACAUCACUGAGAGAAGUCCUGUGGAUCUGAGUGGAAUCCCUCUGCUGAGAUUUAAAUUGAAAUGUUACUACUGUAAGAAGCGAGUGAAAAAGGCAUCUGGCUGCUGUGUGCAGUGCUCUCAUGGUCGCUGUCCCACUGCAUACCACCCCACCUGUGCCCAGGCUGCCGGGGUGCUGAUGCAGCCAGAUGAUUGGCCCUUUGUGGUCCAUGUGACCUGCUGUCGGCACAAAGGCCCUCCUCAGAUUGAGCGCAAUAAGGCAGCUAUGCAUGAUCUUACUGUGGGGCAGAAAGUGAUCUGCAAGCACAAAAAUGGCCGUUAUUAUCAGUGUGAUGUAGUGCAGCUGUCAAAAGAGACCUUUUAUGAAGUCAACUUUGAUGAUGGCUCCUUCAGUGAUAACCUCUUCCCAGAGGAUAUUGUGAAUCGAGACUGCACAGAGCUUGGACCCCCGCCGCAAGGUGAGGUGGUUCAGGUGCGAUGGACAGAUGGACUGGUGUAUGGGGCAAAAUUUGUGGCAGCUCAUGUAAUUCAAAUGUAUUUGGUGGAAUUUGAAGAUGGCUCACAACUUACAGCCAAGAGAGAUGAUGUCUACACUCUGGAUGAAGAACUUCCCAAGAGAGUCAAAUCCAGACUGUCUAAAGCGUCAGACAUGAGGUUUGAUGGAAUUUUUGAAGACAAUGAGAUCAUCCAGGAGUCUAAGAGGCAAAGAGUGAUCAACUCACGGUACAGGGGGGACUACAUUGAGCCUGUGAUUUACAGAGCCAUCAUGGAGUAGACCCUCACACCUGGCCGACCCAUCUUACACACCAGCAGCACCAUUGGGCUGAAGUGUUUUUAUGCACCUUAACCUUGCAGCUAGUCUCAGACAAUAUAGCACCAUAUGGCUUCUCCAGUACCUGCAGGGGCUGCUUUCAGUUUUAAAAUUCUAACACUUUGUUCACUUUGCUGGACUGUGAGGUAAAAAAAUGCCUUUUUUCCCAUUGCAUUUUUGCAAAGGACUCCAUACAACAAAGGUAAUGGAACAACUCCAUCUCUAGCGUCAAUUCAAAACAAUGUAACAAAUACCAUUGAGUAAAUUAAGAUGUCUGAAAUAACAGAAAGAGCUAAAGUUGGUGCUGAAAUGUAAAAUCAGCCACUCAGGAUCAAAGUUGUUUUAGACAAAUGCCCACAGAGUUGUACACCACAGAUCAAUAGACACCCCUGGGUUCAGUGUCUUGCCAAUGGACACUUGAACAUGUGAACCCGCAAUCCUGUGUUUAUAAGGUAGAGUAAAAAUCUCAGAUCCCAAAUAUUUGGUGACUUUCUUGCUAAGCAUAAAUAAAUAAAAACUAUUGAGAAGGUCUUUUAUUUUAUAGGGUUUUAUUAAAAUUUUAAAACUAGGUUGACAUUUGUUAUCCAUUAUACAACUAAACUUAAGUCUCUGUUUACUGGUCUUCAUGUCUAAUCUAGAGGAUUAGGGCAUGGACAUUUAAAGAGUUUCCUUUAUCAAACAAAGCUUUACAGGGAUAAUUGUGGAAAUCCUAAAAACAUUUCCUGCUAACAUCUUGCCUCCAAUUCAGAUAUUUUUAUUAUUAUUAUUAAUUCAUUAUCCUAUUAAAAAAAGAACACUGACAGCUGUUUUAAAACAAAGUUACAAAAAGUCCUAGUUUUACACUGCAGGCUGGUAGCUUAAAACUUUCUGCCAUUUUUUUCAAAAUGGUUUGAAAACUUUCAGGCUUUGUUAUUAGGAGUUGUCUUAAUCUGAACAGACACGCUCUGAGUUUUUCAUGUCUUGAGUCUUAUAAUAGAAGACUCAUAACUGUACAUAUUUUUGUUGUAAAUACAUAUUUGAGCUCUGCUGUUUUUCUUAUUGACUUUUGAUCCAAAUUUGAAUGUUUUAUGUAAGUGCUGCAACAACAGUCUCUUUUGGCAUGUGUGGUGUAGAAAAUUGGUUGCUAUAAAUAAACAGAGUAAAGAUGAACUCUUUAAAGGUAGCAGUGCCAUUUGAUCCCUAAUUUCCAGCUUUAUUAACUACUUUAUUUUUUUUAUUGUAGUUACAUCAACUGAAUAACUUGUCAUUGCUCAUUAUAAGAAAGGUUAUUCUUUCUAUCUUCUUUCAUUCAUUAUUGUUUUUAUACAUAUAAAGCAUGAAAUAUUUGUUUUUUUUGUGAAUUAAUGAAAUAUAGUGCUCUGAGAAACUAACAUCUGCAUUAAAGACACGUGUGCAGUAA